Molecule: messenger RNA, 1040 nt
Organism: Arabidopsis thaliana (thale cress)
Lineage: Eukaryota; Viridiplantae; Streptophyta; Magnoliopsida; Brassicales; Brassicaceae
Product: cotton fiber protein
Exons: 1
Coding region: 324-824 (166 amino acids)
Source: RefSeq, marked reviewed
GUUGAGGAAAAAAAUUAAGAUCUAACAUAACUGAGAUGAAUAAUUAGGGAGGGGGCAGUUGCAAGUUGUUUAAAAAUUGAAACCAACUCGUAUCACGAUUGUGUCAUCUCUAGAUUUCGCCUCACGCGUACCUUGUUCAAUUUUGAAGAAUGAAGACUUUCAAAUGAAUUGUACGACAAAAUGUUAUGUCAUAUUCAUAUAAGUAAAUAACAGGGACUUGUAAGGUUAUAAACGUCAAGAAAGUCCCUUAUAAAUAGUCGAGAUUGUCGAUUAAUGCACAUAAAAGAAGAGUGUGAGAUAGACUCUAGAGUUGUCGUUGAGUAAUGCAGCUCAAAAGGUCAUCAUCUUCUUCCCACUCCACGAAUCUCAAAACCCUAUUCAUAAAUCUCAUCACACACUCUCUUUACCGUCUUUUACGGUCUCUCUCAAGAGCCAGAUCCGUUCUGAUAGAGAUUUCGAAACACAACAAGAAGAGGUUAUUCAUGAUGAUGUUUUACACGACAAAGUCAUCCAUGAACCAACACAACAUCUUCUUUGGAUCCUCCCAUGUCGUUGUUCCCGUCACUAAACCUUUCCCUUUCUCCCUUGAUGGUCAUGUUGAAGAUGAGGAUAAUCUUGAGUCUCAAUACCUCCAGUGGCUCGAAGAGAGAGUUGAUGAGAAUAAUAACAUUAAUGAUGAUCAGAGUGUUGGGGAGAGAGAUGUUGGUGAUGAUGAUAUUGAUCGUCUGGCAGAUAAAUUCAUCGCGAGGUGUCAUGAGAAGUUCUUGCUGGAGAAGGUUGAAUCUUACAGGAGAUUCCAAGAUAUGUUGGCGAGGAGUUUGUGAGAACCGAGAAUCAGAGCCACGACAAAAAGUUUAUUUUAUUUUGUUUUUAAGUCAAUUAUAUUCUUGUUUGAUGGAAAUCUUAAUUAAUAAAAUGAGAGAGACUGAAGCCUAUACACAAAUUAUAGAGUAUAGUCGUUUGGAUAUUGUAAAAAUUAAGACUCAUUACAUUUUGAUUUAGUUGGAAUCUGGAAAACCUAAGAAACAAAAUUGAAAGUG